AUGAAGUUCUUCAGCACCGCCGUCACCACCGCCGUCCUCGGUCUCUUCAUCUCCUCCUCUGCAGCUGCCCCCGCUGAAGCCCUUGAGGCCCGCGAUGACUGCGUCGUCAAUGCCGCCAUUAUCUCCAACUGGGCCGAGAGCGGCCUGAGGCGCUACCGCGUUGCCUUCUCGACGAGCAAGGCCAACGUCGACAUGAAGGCGGUCGCUUGCGAGUCGUUCUGGAAGAAGGCCGACCCUGCCACCAACUGCGCUGCCAUUCAAAACAAUAUCGCGUGUUACCACAGCUCGGCCGUCAACAGCUGGGUCGUCGAUCAAAACGAGGUCGCCGGCCCCGCUGGCAAGGCCGCCAUCGACUGCAUGGUUAACAACUUCAUCACUCAUUUCGCUGGCAGGACUGGCUGCAGGGCCGGUUAA
This is a messenger RNA of Lasiodiplodia theobromae, 414 nucleotides long. RefSeq lists its product as uncharacterized. The transcript has 3 exons. The record is from RefSeq and is a predicted model, not a curated record. NCBI's taxonomy places the organism in Eukaryota, Fungi, Ascomycota, Dothideomycetes, Botryosphaeriales, Botryosphaeriaceae. The coding region runs from base 1 to 414 and encodes 137 amino acids.